AUGGCGAUUUGGUGUUUCAAUAAAACAAUAGCUUGUGGUACAAUAGCAUCUGUUGCUUUAGUCUAUUAUAUUAUUGUAUUACAUAAUCGCAAGGAAAAGAAGGAAACGGACAAGGCCGAUCAUAAUAAAGUUUGUGAAAUUAAAAUAACUAACACAUCUUCGUCUAAUAUACAUAAUAAAAGACAAAUUUCUGCUAAGAAUACUGCAGCUAAUCCAGAUAUUACGCCAUUGAUAUCAAAAGUUAAACAAGUUGUUUCCUCGUUGCCAAAUCUAAGUACAUCUAAUCCAGUAAAACCGCCACGAAAUAAAAGAUUGGACCAGAUACCAUCAAAAACUAUAGAAGAUCGUAAUUUAAUUAUGCAAAAGAAUGCCAAGUAA
Molecule: messenger RNA, 378 nt
Organism: Mycetomoellerius zeteki
Lineage: Eukaryota; Metazoa; Arthropoda; Insecta; Hymenoptera; Formicidae
Exons: 2
Coding region: 1-378 (125 amino acids)
Source: RefSeq, a predicted model, not a curated record